This is a messenger RNA of Arachis ipaensis, 1667 nucleotides long. The record is from RefSeq and is a predicted model, not a curated record. Lineage: Eukaryota; Viridiplantae; Streptophyta; Magnoliopsida; Fabales; Fabaceae.
AAGCACUACCUCCUCAUUUGUCAUCACCUCCCAAUAAAUCUCUCUAUCAUAAUAACUUUGUAAAUUAUCUCCUUCUUCACUUUAUUUUAUGUUCUUUCAUAUAAAGUGAAGAAGCAAAAUUAAAAAUGUCUUUAUUACUAAGGCUAUUUAUCUCACUUUACAUUACCCUUGCUUCAUUAGGCUUAUGUUUUAGCUAUUAUAUAGAGGAACCAUUUCAUCACACAAAUGUUGAACCAUACAUUGUUCAUCAUGAUGGGAGAUUUAUCAAGAGAAAACAUGAACACUUUGGCCUAAUGAUGAGAGCUAAUAGAGCUAAAAACCUUCAUUUUUCAAGGUCAAGUGGAACAAUUAGUGUUAAUGACUUUGGAGCCAGAGCUGAUGGAAGUGACGACAGUCGGGCAUUUGAAAAGGCUUGGAAUGAAGCAUGUUCUAGUGGGGUCACCCUUGUGGUGCCUGAAAGAAGGACCUACACUCUUAAGCCAAUAAGAUUUUCAGGUCCAUGCAGACCCAACACUGCAUUCAUGAUAUAUGGAACAAUUAAGGCAUGGCCAGAGAUGUCAGCAUAUGAAGAUGAUAGAAAACAUUGGAUUGUGUUUGAUAGUGUCAACAACUUCAGAGUUGAUGGUGGUGGCACUUUCAAUGGCAAUGGCAAAAAAUGGUGGCAGAAUUCAUGCAAAACUAAUGAUAACCUUCCAUGCAAAGAUGCACCAACUGCUGUGACAUUUUACCAAUGCAAGAAUUUGAGAGUGGCAAAUGUGAGAUUGAAAGAUGCACAACAAAUGCAUGUGGCAUUUGAGAGUUGCUUCAAUGUUAUAGUUUCCAAUGUUCUUGUUAGAGCACCAGGAUAUAGUCCCAACACUGAUGGAAUUCAUGUUGCUGAAACACAAAACAUUGUUAUAAGCGACAGUGACAUUGGAACAGGUGAUGAUUGUAUUUCAAUAGUAAGUGGAUCUCAAAAUGUUANUGUAAUUUAUAUAAGUUUAAGCAAUCAAUGUUUUUGCAGCAUUGGAAGCUUAGGAGCUGAUAACUCUGAAGCUGUAGUGUCCAAUGUGGUUGUGAACAGAGCCACCUUAACAGGAACAAGUAAUGGAGUUAGAAUCAAGACAUGGCAGGGAGGUUCUGGUUAUGCAAGGAACAUAAAGUUUUUGAACAUAGUGAUGCAAAAUGUGACAAAUCCCAUAAUCAUAGAUCAAAACUACUGUGAUCAAGAAAAGCCAUGCCAUGAGCAGAAGUCAGGAGUUCAACUAAGCAAUGUGCUUUACCAAAACAUCAGAGGAACAAGUGCUUCAGAAGUGGCUAUAAAAUUUGAUUGCAGCAGAACAGUGCCAUGCAGAGAAAUCUACCUUGAGGAUGUGAUAUUAGAAGCAGAAGAUGGUGGCAAUGGCGACACGGUUGCCACGUGUCAGAAUGUAAGAUAUGUGAACCGAGGAAAGUUUUUCCCUCAAUGCACUCCAAUGAGAAAUAAUCAAAGGGGAGGAAGAUUUUAAGUUAUUCUGUAAAUGUAUUCAGAGUUAUUAGCAAUUUGUUUCAUUAAGGCUUUUAUGUUGUGGCUUGUGUUGUGCGCCCCUUAAAGCUUUGUUUCUCUUGUCUCAUCUUUGAAAACAAAAAUGAACAACAUUGUUCAAAUAAUUUGUGAUAAGUUAUGCAACAACAGAGACUAACUUGAA